Messenger RNA from Drosophila ficusphila, 686 nucleotides. RefSeq lists its product as uncharacterized. The transcript has a single exon. Lineage: Eukaryota; Metazoa; Arthropoda; Insecta; Diptera; Drosophilidae. Gene Ontology annotation, cellular component: endoplasmic reticulum membrane. The coding region runs from base 119 to 508 and encodes 129 amino acids. The record is from RefSeq and is a predicted model, not a curated record. Gene Ontology annotation, biological process: vacuolar proton-transporting V-type ATPase complex assembly.
AGGCCCGUCCAAACAGUGCGAAGUUAUAAGGAGAAAUUGCAGCAGGCGGUCAGUGGAUCCGGGUUUCAGAAGAAAGGCAGGUUCACCUUCUUUCAACUACCAGUAUUAGUCGGCUGAGAUGGGCAAGAAGAACAAAAACAAGCAGCCUGAGACGGCAGCAGUUGUUGAAAGUGAGCCAGUGAUUGAGCCUCCGGUGCAGCAAUAUCCGCAGGAGGAAGACACCAGUGGCGAGGUCUUCCUGUGGCUGCUGGCCUACAGUGUGCUCAUGUUCACUUUGCCCUUCUUGGGCUUCUACGGCGUGCGCAGUUGGCUGCAGGAGUCCUUCCCUCAUCUUGACCUCUUUACGGUCAACUGUUGGUCGGUUCUGACGGCUGUUUUGGUGGUUAACCUAGUCGUGGCCAUGUACGUGCUGAAGGCCUUCCGAGAGAAGCCGCCUCCGCCUUUGGAGCAUGUGCGGGAGGAUGAGGAGGAAGAACCUGAAGCCAUUGAGACCAAGAAGGAGCAGUAACUUUCAUAAUCCAACCAGCUUCAUGUAUAUGUCAUUUAAAAGAGAAGCUUUCCACAAAAGAUCAGCGGAAAACCAUUUCCAAACAAUAUCAAACAUUUUAUACCUUUGGCAUUGAAGCCUCCUAAGGAUCCAGUAACUCCAUUAAAUCUAAUAAAUCCAAUUUUGACACACUUUUAAA